AUGGCCGAAACCCAGCAAGGGGUUCAUCCCCACGUUCCCAUCUGGCGCACUAUUCUCGGCGACCAGAAAAGCUGGGUCUUGUUCGAACACGGCACCUGCGUGAUCUUCCCGGAGCCAGGGACCGACCUGGCCGCGCAAGCCAGCGAAUUCCUAUCCACCUGGGGCCCUGUGGCUGUCGGCACCUCCGCGGCCGAUUUCAAUGUCAUCGAGCUAGACAACCCUCUGACGGGCUGGGUGGUUACUGGACACUCUCCUGAUGUGUUGAACUAUGUAUCUCCUCAAGAUGUCACAGAGUCAGAGCCGCCUGAUUUCCUGGUCGGGUUGUAUGGCAGAGGGAAUCGUGACCAAGAUGCUCAUUCGUUGAAGGUUAUUCAUAUAGAGGACAACCGUCAAACUGUUUCCUGA
Molecule: messenger RNA, 405 nt
Organism: Penicillium canariense
Lineage: Eukaryota; Fungi; Ascomycota; Eurotiomycetes; Eurotiales; Aspergillaceae
Exons: 1
Coding region: 1-405 (134 amino acids)
Source: RefSeq, a predicted model, not a curated record